AUGUCGACGUUUGGAACACAUUACCGCGUGUCUACUUUUGGCGAGUCACAUUGUGCAGCUGUCGGAUGCAUUGUAGAUGGUAUUCCUCCAGGUCUGGCGCUCGUUGCGUCGGAUAUUCAGCGCCAGCUCACGCGCAGACGACCUGGCCAAAGCAACUUGACGACCCCGCGCGACGAAAAAGACAAGGUUGAGAUUUUAUCGGGCGUCGAGCACACAGUCACGCUUGGUACUCCGGUUGCUAUGAUGGUGCGGAAUCAGGAUCAGCGCCCGCACGACUAUACGGAUGACACGCUGGAUGCUUUUCCCCGUCCGAGUCACGCGGAUUACACCUACCUGGAAAAGUACGGUGUCAAGGCAAGCAGCGGCGGUGGCCGCAGCAGUGCGCGCGAGACGAUCGGCCGUGUCGCUGCCGGCGCACUGGCCGAAAAGUAUCUCAAGGAUGCGCUCGGAGUCGAAAUUGUCGCAUUCGUAUCUUCGGUCGGACAAGUGCAUGUGCCACAAUACCCAAUGGAACACGGCGCAGAAGCUGUCGAGCUCCCUCUUAGUGACAAGUACGUAAACUUGCUGCGUACCAUUACGCGCGAUCAGGUGGACAAGGACGACGUGCGCUGCCCCGAUGCCGAAAUCGCGGAGCGUAUGCGCCAGCGCAUUCUUGCCGCAAAAAAAAGCGAUGACUCGAUUGGCGGCACGGUGACCUGCGUGAUCCGUAACCUUCCUGUCGGCUUGGGCGAGCCCAGCUUUGACAAGUUCGAAGCGGUGCUGGCCCAUGCGAUGCUCAGCAUCCCCGCCACCAAGGGCUUCGAAGUGGGCUCUGGCUUCCGCGGUACCGAAAUUUCGGGCAGCAUUCACAACGACCCUUUUGUGCGCAAGCCCGACGGAAAACUCGGGACCAAAACCAACUGGAGUGGCGGUAUUCAGGGUGGUAUCACCAAUGGCGAAGACGUCUAUUUCAAGAUUGCCUUCAAGCCGCCAGCGACCAUCUCGCAGGAACAGCAAACUACGCGCUACGACGGCGAGGCGGGUGUGCUCGCGAACCGUGGGCGCCACGACCCAUGCGUUGUGCCCCGUGCAAUUCCUAUCGUGGAAGCUAUGGCCGCCAUUGCUGUCAUGGAUAUGGUAUUGGCGCAGGAUGCAAGGGAAAAGGCAAGUUCUGCGUUGGAUCCGGCUGUGGUGGGCGGUUUGCCCCGCAGCAUGAAAAGGCACCAUCACCCCUCCGUCUAA
Molecule: messenger RNA, 1221 nt
Organism: Malassezia vespertilionis
Lineage: Eukaryota; Fungi; Basidiomycota; Malasseziomycetes; Malasseziales; Malasseziaceae
Gene: ARO2
Product: chorismate synthase
Exons: 1
Coding region: 1-1221 (406 amino acids)
Biological process (GO): aromatic amino acid biosynthetic process; chorismate biosynthetic process
Cellular component (GO): cytosol
Molecular function (GO): FMN binding; chorismate synthase activity
Source: RefSeq, a predicted model, not a curated record